Molecule: messenger RNA, 1255 nt
Organism: Exophiala viscosa
Lineage: Eukaryota; Fungi; Ascomycota; Eurotiomycetes; Chaetothyriales; Herpotrichiellaceae
Product: glutamine synthetase
Exons: 2
Coding region: 154-1218 (354 amino acids)
Molecular function (GO): phosphatase activity
Source: RefSeq, a predicted model, not a curated record
AGCGAGAACCAAGAUUUCGGGGUAAAGACGAUGCGAGUCGAUGCAGGGUUCUUUUGUAAGUGCCUGGUCAUAGAUCUUUUUGGUUGAGUUACGACCCUAGAUUUCCUUCCCUUUCCUUCCUGUCGCCCGUUGGGACCACUUGCACAUUUCACCAUGGGCCCAAUGUCGCCCACGUCGGCGGGCAGGAAUGACUUCCCACCCGUUCGAGCCUGCAUUUUCGACAUGGACGGACUCCUGAUAGACUCCGAAGAUGCUUAUACUGUUGUUACGAACACAAUUCUACACGAAAAUGGACGCCCCGAUCUCCCAUGGAACAUCAAGGCGCAACUACAAGGUCGACCAGGUCCCGCUGCGGGGAAGAUCUUCCAUACUUGGGCUCAACUGCCCAUUUCUCAUGAGCAGUUUUUGAAGAGACAGGUCGAAUUACAAGCCGAGGCGUUCAAGCACUGCAAACCUCUUCCAGGCGUGGAGAAGCUGUUGCGCCGAUUGCAGAAUGCUCACACCGAAUCGUCCUAUAGCGGCGCCGCGAGCCCGGCAGGUGCGACCCAAGUCCAGUUGGCGUUAGCGACGAGUUCUGCCGCUAGGAACUACGAGAUCAAGACGAAGACACUGAAAGGCCUGUUCAAUAUAUUUCCUGAUAGACACAAGAUACUGGGAGACGACUCUCGGAUACCCACAGGACGCGGGAAACCGCUUCCAGACAUAUACCUGUUAGCCUUGGAGGCGAUCAACGAAUCAAUCAUUUCAGACGCAGGGGGCGAAAGACCCAUAGAGCCAAAUGAGUGCCUCGUCUUCGAGGAUAGCGUGCCUGGGGUUGAGGCAGGUCGCAGAGCAGGCAUGAGAGUCGUUUGGUGUCCACAUCCUGGCUUGUUGGGCGUAUACAGAGGUAGGGAACAAGAGGUCCUCGCAGGCCAAACAGGUGAGCACAAAGAAGAUGAUGUGGAACAUGCCGGCGGGAUCCCCUUGGCAGGAAGUCCAGGUCACGUCGGCGAGAUCGGCGAUGGCUGGGGCGAGAUGCUCCAGACACUGGAAGACUUCGAUUAUGCUAAAUAUGGCAUCAGCCUUUCCGAUGCUCGAUAUACUUCAGAGAACGGGCAGUCGGCCGUAGAGGGAACAACAGAUAAAGAGCUGGAAGAGAUGACAGCGAUGGCCGAUGGCAAGACACAUGCACCAGAAGAACCUUCGCCCUCAGUCACACCUGUUCCGCAUCUAUCAUAAUCUUUGUUUGUCAGUAUGGUCAUGUCUUGAAGACCGC